Molecule: messenger RNA, 743 nt
Organism: Planococcus citri (citrus mealybug)
Lineage: Eukaryota; Metazoa; Arthropoda; Insecta; Hemiptera; Pseudococcidae
Exons: 2
Coding region: 148-645 (165 amino acids)
Source: RefSeq, a predicted model, not a curated record
AAUGAAUUUUAACGUCAGAGCUUUCACAUCGUGGGUCGUAAUUGUUUGGCUAAGCAUGCUUUAAUUCAAAAAUCACAUCUGCACUGCCAUGGUAGAAAUUUGGACAUAGUAUCGUACAAGUGCAGUUGACGAUUUUUAAAAUCUACCAUGAUGAUUUCGUGGUUCAUGAUACUGCCUGUGAUUAUGAUUCCAUUUAGUAUAUUGAUUAAUGAAGCUGAAUUGAGAGGUGGUCAUGGAGGUGGGGGUGGUGGUGGCGGUGGUGGUGGCCAUGGUAGCUCGCACGGCGGCGGCGGUUCACACGGCACUUCACAUACUACAAGUAGUUUUUCGGGUGGUGGAGGUGGAGUGAAAAGUCCUAGUUCGCCUUCACCUACUGCUUCCACAGGAGGACAUGUACCUGCAAUGGCUAUGGCUGCUGGGACUCAUGGAUCUGGCGGUGGCUCAUCCGGUAAUAAGCAAAAGGAAAAGAAAAAAAAGGAACAAGAAGAAAAGAAGAAAAAGGAGGAAGAAAAGAAGAAAAAGGAUGAAGAAAAGAAGAAAAAGGAAGCAGAGGAGAAGAAGAAGAAAGAAGAGAAAAAGAAAAAAGAAGAGGAAGAAAAAAAGAAACAAGAGGAAGAAGAGCAACAAUUCGGUGGUAAUUCGUAAUUUCAUAGGAUGUUCAAUCAUGUUCAUCCUCAAAGUCAAAACCAUCUCGUUUCAGUGAUAUUCAUGCAUUUGAAUAAAAUACAUAUCGUCAUCAUAUA